Solenopsis invicta (red fire ant) is the source of this 3573-nucleotide messenger RNA. RefSeq names its product dihydropyrimidine dehydrogenase [NADP(+)] (gene su(r)). The record is from RefSeq and is a predicted model, not a curated record. Lineage: Eukaryota; Metazoa; Arthropoda; Insecta; Hymenoptera; Formicidae. Gene Ontology annotation, cellular component: cytosol; cytoplasm. The transcript has 16 exons. The coding region runs from base 259 to 3330 and encodes 1023 amino acids. Gene Ontology annotation, biological process: 'de novo' pyrimidine nucleobase biosynthetic process; thymine catabolic process; uracil catabolic process. Gene Ontology annotation, molecular function: uracil binding; NADP binding; dihydropyrimidine dehydrogenase (NADP+) activity.
GAUGCUACGUCACGAACGAGUUGUGACGAUAAAGCGGCUAUCCCUAUUCAGUUGAGGCGCAAAUGUCGAAGUGAACCGUCGUGAUCUCCGUGAUUCUGCUAACUCUGUACGGCAGGUAAACUCGGAGCGAGUUGCUUCAGUUACCUGUCAAUCCACUUUUCGUAGUCCAGCUCAUUACACCAGUUUCUUGAUUGUCUAUCCGCUGCACAAGCGUGCUGCAUUAAAUUUACGUGUACUACUUUGUACGUGCUCCGAAAAAUGGCAUCGUUGGCGUCUAUGUUGAGCAAGGAUGUGCCUGAUAUCGAAAAUAUACUGAACAUCAAUCCGAAGAUCAAAACGCAUACAAAUUUUGUGCCUUCGACUCGUACCAAACAGAACAAGCAACACUGGAAAAGAAACAUCCACGAGAAAUGUGACAGUUGCGUAUCUCUGACGAAGAACUUUGACGACAUCAAGCAUACUACCUUAAGCGAACGCGGAGCUUUGAAGGAAGCGGCACGUUGUUUAAAAUGUGUUGAUGCACCUUGUCAAAAAUCCUGUCCUACGCAAUUGGACAUCAAAUCUUUCAUUACUUCGAUCUCCAACAAAAAUUACUAUGGCGCAGCUAAGGCGAUUCUGUCAGACAAUCCUCUUGGUCUCACUUGUGGCAUGGUUUGUCCAACUAGUGACCUUUGCGUAGGUGGAUGUAACCUUUAUGCAACCGAGGAAGGACCUAUUAACAUUGGCGGGCUUCAACACUUUGCAGUGGAUAUUUUCAAGCAGAUGAAUAUUCCUCAGAUCAGACCCAAUCAAACAGUACCUCAUGCAAACACGAAAAUCGCUCUUCUCGGUUGUGGACCAGCGUCUCUAUCGUGCGCAACAUUUCUCGCUCGUCUCGGUUACGAUGAUAUCACGAUCUUCGAAAAAGAAAAAUAUGUUGGCGGUUUAAGUUCCUCCGAAAUACCACAAUACAGACUUCCCUAUGACGUUGUCAGUUUUGAAGUGGAGCUUGUUAAGGAUUUAGGAGUAAAGAUCGAAUUAGGAAGGUCUCUGUCGGAAGAUGAUUUGACAAUACAGGGACUUCAAGACGCUGGAUACAAAGCGAUCUUUUUAGGUAUCGGACUACCCGAACCAAAGAAUAUACCGAUCUUCGAAAAUCUUACGUCGGAAAUGGGCUUCUUUACCUCGAAGAGUUUUCUGCCCAUUGUUGCGAAGAGCAGCAAACCGGGGAUGUGUGCUUGUAAGAGUAAGCAGGAACUUCCAGCUCUUCGAGGCAACGUAAUCGUUCUUGGAGCAGGAGACACCGCUUUCGAUUGCGCCACUUCCGCUCUGAGAUGUGGUGCCAGGAAAGUCUUUGUUGUCUUCCGAAAAGGUUUUACCAAUGUGCGGGCUGUUCCAGAAGAGAUGGAUCUAGCGAAGGAAGAAAAGUGCGAGUUUAUACCUUUCCAAUCGCCGAAACGAGUCAUCCUCCGUAAUGAGAAAAUUGCAGCGAUUGAAUUUUAUAGAACCGAACAGAAUGAGAACGGCGAAUGGAUAGAAGAUGAAGAGCAGAAAGUCGUUUUGAAGGCCGAUUUUGUGAUUUCGGCUUUUGGUUCAGAACUGCACGACUCUGUUGUAAAGCGUGCCAUGGCACCGGUUAAGAUGAAUAAAUGGAACCUGCCGGAAGUGGAUGAGACCACAAUGAUGACCUCGGUAUCAGGUGUGUUUUGCGGAGGCGAUCUUGCGGGUGUUGCUCAAACAACUGUAGAAUCCGUGAAUGAUGGAAAAGUAGCUGCAUGGUACAUUCAUAAAUACAUACAGGAAUUCUAUGGUUUGACAGUGCCGGAAACUCCGCAAUUACCUAAGUUUCACACCGCUAUCGACGAUGUUGAUCUCAGCGUUGAAGUAUGCGGGAUGAAAUUCGAAAAUCCUUUCGGUCUCGCUUCCGCACCACCUUGCACCUCCAGCGCGAUGAUUCGACGAGCUUUCGAGGCCGGCUGGGCUUUCGCUAUCACAAAAACCUUCUCUUUAGACAAGGAUCUUGUCACCAACGUAUCGCCACGCAUUAUCAAAGGUACUACGUCUCGUCACCAUUAUGGACCCGAGCAAGGUAGUUUCUUGAACAUCGAGUUAAUAUCCGAGAAAACUGCCGAUUACUGGUGCGGCAGCAUCACUGAAUUGAAACGGGAUUUCCCCACAAAGAUUGUCAUUGCGAGUAUCAUGUGUACGUACAACAGGGCUGAUUGGACGGAGUUGGCGAGGAAAGCGGAAGCAGCUGGUUCUGAUGGCUUGGAAUUAAAUCUAUCUUGCCCGCAUGGUAUGGGCGAGUCCGGAAUGGGUCUGGCUUGCGGACAGGAUCCUGAACUGGUUAGAAACAUCUCUAGAUGGGUUCGGGAAGUUGUCAAAAUACCCUUUUUCAUAAAAUUGACUCCAAACAUCACUGACAUCCUUUCCAUCGCCAAGGCAGCUUACGAAGGCAAGGCCGAUGGCGUUACUGCUAUUAAUACAGUAUCAGGAUUAAUGGGAUUGCACGCUAACGCGACUCCGUGGCCGGCAGUCGGCCUUAACAAGUCCACAACAUAUGGUGGAGUGUCUGGAAACGCUACCAGACCCCAAGCCCUGAGAGCUAUCUCGACAAUCUCAAGGCACCUUCCGGGAUUCCCGAUACUCGGUACCGGCGGCGUCGACUCGGCCGACGUCGCAUUGCAGUUCUUGCAUUGCGGCGCAUCAGUUGUCCAGAUCUGUAGUGCCAUUCAGAACCAAGACUUCACAUUGAUAGACGACUACGUGACCGGCUUGAAAGCGUUAUUGUACCUGAAAAGCUUGCCGCAGGUGAAGGAUUGGGACGGUCAGAGUCCACCGACGUUUAAACAUCAGAAGGGCAAGCCUAUUUCUUUGCAACACGCCCUUGGCAAAAACGUACCGUAUUUCGGAGAGUAUCAAAGGCUGCGCGAGCAGAAGAUAGCCGAGCUGAAAACGAAUUCGAAUCCCUUGGACGAGGUUGUCAAGAUAAUGCGACCGGCUCCAGGACCAAUUGCGGAGAUUCCUACUAUCAAGGACGUGAUCGGCAACGCGCUACUUCACAUCGGUAGCUACAAAGAAUUGGACAACAAGAAACAAGUAGUUGCUCUGAUUGAUGACGACAUGUGUAUAAAUUGUGGUAAGUGUUACAUGGCUUGCGCGGAUUCUGGAUAUCAGGCGAUCGCCUUCGAUCCCGACACCCACAUUCCAACAGUGACGGAUGACUGCACUGGAUGUACACUCUGCUUAUCCGUCUGUCCGAUUAUCGACUGUAUCACUAUGGUCCCGAAAACGAUUCCGCAUGUAAUUAAAAGAGGUGUACCACCAAAAAAUGUGAUUGAAAUUUGUUGAAUGAAGGUUCUCAUCAAAAUAUAUGUAUUUGUGAUAGCGAUUUACAAUCAUUUUAUGUAUAAAUAAUUGAUAACUAAAUGAACGUUAAUAAAAUAAAAUUAAAGAAAUAAUAUUGUUUACAUGUGUGUAUGUAUAUAAAUAAUGGAAUAAAUGAUAGUGUAACAUUAUUGCAUGUAAUUGAAGGGUUUCUCUUACAAAAACCAAAUAAGUUGAAUAUUCAGGAAAUAAAAAGUGUCUCAUCUU